AUGACAAGGACUUUCUCAAUGGUAAAAACUUUCUUUACAAAACAAAAAAAAAGCAAAAACUUUCUUUACAAAAUAAAAAAUGGCAAAAACUUUUUUUACAAAUUGAAAAAUGGCAAGAACUUUCUUUACAAAACAAAAAAUGGCAAAAACUUUCUUUACAAAUUGAAAAAUGGCAAGAACUUUCUUUACAAAACAAAAAAUGGCAAAAACUUUCUUUACAAUACAAAGAUAAGCAAGAACUUUCUUUACAAUUCAAAAAACAGCACGAACUUUCUUUACAAAACAAAAAAUAGCAAUAACUUUCUCUACCAAUCAAAAAAUUGCAAGAACUUUCUUUACAGAAUAAAAAUUUAAAUUUUUUGCAAAAAAUCAUAUUUCAAAAAAUUCCAGACUCCGAACGUUGAAAACUUGCAAAAGCGGGCGUUCGAAAAGUGUUCGCUUCACCUUGUUAUCCUUGUCCAGAAUCUAACAUGUCAAUCAUCACUUUUAAUAUGCAUUUCGAACUGGCAAACCAUUUCGAAUCAAAAAAAAUAAUCUGUAGCAAUUUUUCGAAGCCUUCAAAUUUUUUUUUCGAAUUUCAAAAAAGAAUUUGGAAAAUGCACUUUACAAAGUUUACUCGAGUUUUAUGACCGAAUAAAAAGUUUUAAGUUUGUUCUCCUAAUGGAUGUCCAGAUUAAAUGUCAUGACAUGUUAUUUGUUCAAGAUCUUCAUUUCGAACAUGUCAAAACAGUCUGGACUAAAGAUUAUGUUUUUGAAAUUUGAAAUUUUUAAAAUUUUCUAUUUUUAAGACAAAAACAUGUUUUUAACAUAACAACAAGAUAGAUAAAGUCAGGAAUCAAUAUAGCAGAAGCUUAAGCUUAGUAUUGAGCUUAAUUUAUGCUUUAGGCUUAGUCUUAAUCUUAGCCGUAAGUUUGCGCUUUGGCUUAACGUGAAUUCAAGCUUAUGUUAGGCUUAGGUUUACGUUUAGGCUCGAGCUCAAAGUAAAGCUGAGGCUGAGUCUUAGGCUUAAGCAUAAACUAUAACUUAAGCUCGGGCUUGAACUAGAGCAUAGUCUAGAGCUUAGUAAGGCUUGAUACGGCUUACAUAACUAGGAAAAGAGCAAAAGCUGAAGCUAAGGCUAAGGUUAAGGCUAAGGCUAAGGCUAAGGCUAAGGCUAAGGCUAAGGCUAAGGCUAAGGCUAAGGCUAAGGCUAAAGCUAAGGCUAAGGCUAAGGCUAAGGCUAAGGCUAAGGCUAAGGCUAAGGCUAAGGCUAAGGCUAAGGCUAAGGCUAGGACUAAGGCUAAGGCUAAGGCUAAGGCCAAGGCUAAGGCUAAGGCUAGGACUAAGGCUAAGGCUAAGGCUAAGGCUAAGGCUAAGGCUAAGGCUUGGGCUAAAAAUAAUAAAAAAGUUCAUAAAAAGCUUUAA
Molecule: messenger RNA, 1404 nt
Organism: Bursaphelenchus okinawaensis
Lineage: Eukaryota; Metazoa; Nematoda; Chromadorea; Rhabditida; Aphelenchoididae
Source: the annotation of a GenBank genome assembly